Molecule: messenger RNA, 2940 nt
Organism: Lachancea fermentati
Lineage: Eukaryota; Fungi; Ascomycota; Saccharomycetes; Saccharomycetales; Saccharomycetaceae
Source: the annotation of a GenBank genome assembly
AUGAGCGGGACUGAUGAAAAGCCCUACAAAGUGCGCAAGCGGCGCUCCGCGCGCGCAUGCGAGGUGUGCCACGACAGGAAAGUGCGCUGUGAUGCCAACGUCCGCAUGCCUUGCAGUUCUUGCCAGGCUUUUGGUCUAGUGUGUCGGCUGCGCGAGAAAAAGGGCAAACGUGGCCGCCCAGCCAGGUCCGCUGGCGUCGGCGGCGCCGCCGACGCCAGCUCUUCGGCCGCCACGGCCCCGAUGCCCGCCGCCGCCGCCGCAGUGCGUGAUGUGGCCUCCGCCGCCGCUUGCGCGAACCCCAACAACUCCAGCGACCGCGCGCCCCUGGCGCCGCCCCUACAGGGCUCGGGCGCCGCCAGUAGCCGCGCGGCAGGGAUCCACGGCGCCCGGCCGGGUCCCGCCGGCGUCACUGCCGCCGGGAUCAACGUCACGCUCUCCCAGACCGGGGCCAGCGCCGGGGCGGCGGCCAGUGCCAAUGCCAGUGCCAGUUCCAGCGCCCGUGCCAGCGCCAGCGCCAAUGCUGGCGCCGGCACUGCAGCCGCUACCGCCGCCGCCGCUGCACACGACGACCAGGCCGUGCGCGAAACCGUCUCCAACGGCAUGUCGUUCGGCGACGAGUAUUUGCGCAGCCACGGCCUCGAACCCGGGGUCUACUACGAGGCCGCCCGCCAAGAUCGCGAGCGCGUUUACGUCUACUUCGGAUCGUCGUCAUUUCUCAGCCUGCUGGCAGGGUCCCCCUUCGGAGAAGGCUGCAACUUCGCAUCCGCCGAGAAACUGCGCGCCUCGCUGCCGCAAAGCGGGUUCGGAACCCCUGCCGUCGCAAACAUGGAGCUUUUGCGCAUCGCGGGCGCGUUCCUACUACCCGCCAAAGAAAUCUGCGACGAACUCGUACAACUCUACUUCCAUCACAUCCACCCUCUGAUGCCCCUCAUGGACCGUACAGAGUUCAUGCGCGAUUACCGCCAGCACUCGUGCUCCAUUUUCCUGUUGCAAGCCAUGCUCUGCGUCGCUGUCAAGCUCUCGCCCAAUCCCCGGCUCACGGGCUCCGACGGCUCCACCGACCUCGCUUCCAACAUCUUCUACCAGCGCGCAAAGGCGCUCUACGACAGCAGGUACGAGGAAAACGAAAUCUGUCUUUUGCAAGGCAUGAUCUUGCUCAGCAAACAGUCCUUCAACGAGAAAAAUACCAUCCACAUGCCCAUGUAUUUCAUCAAGAACGCCAUCAUUGUCGCGCAAACUUACGGCCUGCACCGCUCCGCAGAGUUCCACCCGACCCUCACCAACAACGAGAAAAAGGCCCGCAAGCUCAUAUGGUGGAUCCUGUACGUGAUCGACGCUUUUGCGUCGGUCGCCAUCGGCAGGCCCCAGGCCAUCAACCUCGACGACUGCGACGUGCCCGUGCUCACUCACGACGACUUCAACUUCGACGGCCAGCGGCCCGAGCACCGUCCCCCGCCGGACUACAUGGACUGCAUCAUCUGCACCGUCCAGAUCGCGGAGAUCAUGUCGCGCAUCUCAAAGGAGCUGAGCAGACCUUCCAACAGGCAAUGUGACGCCACUACUCUCAUCCAACACUUUGAUUUUUUACUCCAAAGAUGGCGCCUCAACCUGCCGCAGUCUCUCGCCUAUAAUUCCAACGCAGAGAUCUUUACCAAGCACUCCAUUCCCAAGGCCUUCGUCAAUGCCCUCUACUAUAAGACUUUGUGCCUCCUUCACAAGUCCAACAUACACGAUGUCAUCUGCACCUCCCCCGAUGGUUACAACUCCGCAGGUAUCGCGUUCCAGGCUGCCCACUCCCUGAGUCUCAUCGGCCAAAUCCUACUGGACAGAAACGAACUGUCCUAUUUCUACGUCUCACACGCCUACUGUUUCUUCGAGGCUCUGAUCAUCUUUGUCCAUCACAUGUACGAUCCCAAGUCUCUAUUUGCAGAUAUAGCCUUGAAAUGCUUCCACGUGUUGGAACGCGUGUUGCAAAGAUUCGGCACGCAAUGGAACUCCUGUGCUCUGCUGAGUAAGCUCAUAUUCAUGUUCAGUCAAAAACCUGAUUAUAUCAGAGAAGUGGUACAUCGCUUCAAGCAAAAUUUAAAGACUAGAACCGACCCCAACAUCCCCAUCGAGGUCCCAGAUUCCAAACGCGAAUCCUUCAGCUCCCCAAGCUUGCCGCCGGGUCCGCGCGAAUGGUCUAUGCCGAAACUGAACCCUCAAUUCCAAGGAGAUACCAAACAAUCCACAACCCCAAUGUACCCUAAUUCACAAUACGUGGUCGCUGGCCAAACGGAAAUGUACCCUGCGCAAAUUCAAUUGGGCGCUCAAAACAUAGACGCGACCGCGAGAUCCGCACCCAUUCCUACCCAAUUGCAAUUCGUACCUGCAGGUCCCAUUAUCUCCUCUCUUCAACGGCCGCCCCACCAACAUCACACACCACCACAGCCGCGCCCAACCAGUGUGCAUUACGCAUUACCAGAACUCAAUUUCACCACCACUACCAUCACCAGCGACGCCCACCGUGAAACUGAGUUCGAUCCCCAUCAACUUUUUCCAGACGUUUCCGAACCCUUACCACCAGAUUUCCAAUUUGUAAGUAGUCAAUCGUUUGUGCCUGCUGAUGAUGCAUUUUAUAGAGGCGAUGACGUUGAACAAACAGGGGUGAAAUUGGAACAAAAGAGCCAUCCAAACUCCGACUCGACCGCCGAAGAGACUCAUCAUCAUACCGAUCCGAGAACCGACGAAUGGGAACAGCAAAAAAAAACUGCCACUGCGGCCCCCAAGACUUCUAUUCCACUUCCUCCAGGUUUUUGGGACAGUGUUAAAGUUAACCUUAACUUCUUCUCUCCUUCAGAUACUUUCCCAUGGCCUGCCGAGCCGCAUAACCAUAACGCUGACGAGGAGUAUUCUCAUAAUGAAAACGAAAAGAGCGGCUGGCCUCAAAACUCGAGUUAA